CACCGCUUCUCCAUGCUGCAGAAAUCCACUUUCAGUACAGAACCUUUGACAGCCAACUUGAAGCUUCUAGGCCCUGGUGCUGAAUCAGUCAUAAGGCCUUUACUUACGGUGUGCCAUUUUUAGUAUCUGGCAGAAAGGCCUAUGGACCCAGUCAAGCAUCAAGGCCCAGAUUGGACUGCUACCAUGCAAAACAUUCCUGGUGAAGUUACCCUAUAAGUUAUACACAUUUUGGGUACUUCUUAGUUUUCCCCUUUAUUUCAAUAAAAAGUGAUCACAAUUAUGGUGGCCAACUGAAGGCUUUACCAGUGGCAGCGCCAAGGUAGGCUUGAUUUGGUGUGGUCCUGAAGGCAUCAAAGGGUUUAUACUUCCAUGUUUCUUGAUUAUUUGGAUUGCACUGAGUUCCUGUGUGUACAUUGAGGUUGUUGCAGAGAACAGGGGGUUAACCUUUGUAGUGUAAGGAUGCUUUGCCUGUAAGAGCAUGGUCACAUAUCCGUCCUUCAAUAUACUGCUCCGGCCCCUUUUUCUGGGAUAGGAGGAGGUACUUCCCUUUGUGAAAUGUAGUGUAGUCCUGACCUCGGUCAGAGGAGCACAUGGGGCUCAGGAGCUCCUGUUACCAGACAAGAAGUUUGCCACAGGGUGCUUAGUAAGGUCACCAUUUAUCCCAGUCAUGUCCAAGUCUGCUAGCGGGUCCCACUGUCCUUUUUCCUGUGACCAAAUUGAGCUCAAGCUAUCAGAAUUACUCCAAUCCGUUGUAUUCCUUCUCUUCAAGUAUCCAGCACUGAAAUCUCACUGUGUGCAGGAGGCAAUGACAAACCUUGUCAACCGAGUCCGAGAUGUAAAUGCACAUGUUGCGCCUGCAGAGGGUCAGAAAAGGUUUAGUGAAAUAUUUCGAGACCUGGAUGCCCUGGAGAUAGGCCUCGGGAAUGAGACUGUCGACAUGUUCUUAAAUGACUCUGCGCCGGAGCACUCCGAGAUGCAGCAUGAUGAAGAAGAACCACUGAUCAGCACUCCUCUGGAAAUAAACCGAACAACAAACGACCGGGAAGGCCUAGCCUCAUCUACAGUGGAAGCUGAUGACAUUCUCAUAAGUAAUGAAGGAGGAGUGGAGUGUGCCCUCAGCUAUGCCAAAAACUGGUGUAAAUAUGUGCGGGAAGUGCUGGGGUACAUUGAGAAGAAACUCAGCUAUGAGUCCGAAUUUGCCAAGAACAUCAUCCGAUUGUGUGAAUCUGCACGGAACAGCCUCACCCAACAGACAUGCAUGCCGCUACAACAUGUCUACAUCCCCCUCUUGGACCAUGAAGCUCACACUGGAAAUGUAGCCCUUGAAACAGUGGCCCUGCUUCAGAUGAAAAAGUAUUGUCAACCUUUAUUAGCAAAGAAGACAGAGAUCGAGAAGUGGAGAAAGGAGUUUAGAGAGCAGUGGCUCCGAGAACAGAAAAAAAUGUCCGAUUCCCUGAGCUCAUUGCGUAAGGCCCGACAACAGUAUGUUCAGCGCUGUGAAGACCUGGAGAAAGCCAAGCAACUCAGUGCCAAGAUAGAAGAAGAGCAGAGCACGGGAACCUACCCUGGCAGUGCCAGCAAACUUCUAGAGAAGCGCAGAAGGUCCCGGGAAGAGGCUCAGAUCAAGGCACAUGAGGCUGAGGUUAUGUACAAAUCCUGUGUGACAGAGGCAAAUGCCCGCAGUGAGCAACAGGAGAAGGUCCGGCAGAGGAUCAUAUCCCACGUCAGGAAACUCAUUAACCAGGGGGACCAGGUGAUGAAGGAGGUGACCCUGAACCUUAUGCGUAUGAAGCGUUCACAGUGCGAAUCUGUACCUACCGGAUACGGUAACUUGCUCAGCCUGUGUGAACCAUAUGAAGUCGGUGAACGGUAUCUUCAAUUCAUCUUGGCUCUACCGCGAAAGCAUAUAGAGCCUGAUAAAUUCGCUUUCCAGGAACAUGCCCCUGCGAUCCAAAGGUCAUCACCCAGCGGCAAAAGAAAAAAUGCAGUGCAACUGGUCCGAGUGUCGUCUUCCUUGUCUGACCUCAAUGUCAAAGUGGAUGAGACGGGAACAAGGAUAAUACCAGGAGAACGAGGCUCUUGGGGCAACAAGAUUCUGUCCAGUGACUCUGACAGUGUAGGAGGCAGCAAUGAGCUCAGAUCUCAAGAAUCUCCAGUGGAAGGUCCAAUUCAUUAUGUGAGGAGAGUAGCCAAAGCUUCCUCUACGGGGACCAUGUCUUCUGAUGACCUGGAUGAGAGAGAUUCCUUCCACGCCGAGGACGUAGACUCCACAGAUGCCUCCUCGGAGAACGGCUUACACCUGCACAGCACGGACAAGCUGGUCAUGUCACCGGCUGCCCAAAGCCACCGAAUUCGACGUGUAAGAGUUCCAACGAAAUGCAGAGAGUGUGAAAACUUCAUGGUUUCCGGAUAUGAGUGUGAGGAGUGCUACUUGACUUGUCAUAAGAAGUGUAUGGAGACCUUACUGAUCAAAUGUGGUCAUCAGAAAUUACCCCCCAAAGUACAACUGUUUGGGAUUGAUUUCUGUCAGUUCCCGAGACACUUUCCUGAGGAGGUGCCCUUCAUUGUCACCAAAUGUACUUCUGAGAUCGAGCUACGGGCACUGGGACAACAGGGUCUGUACCGUAUCAGUGGGGCCAAAGCUCGUGUGGAAAAACUUCAGCAGGCAUUCGAGAAUGGCAGAGAACUUGUGGAUUUGUCAGGACAUUCACCUCAUGACAUCACCAGCGUCCUAAAACACUUCCUGAAAGAGCUCCCAGACUCUGUGGUGACCCAUUAUCUAUAUGAGAAGUUUAUGGCCUUUUCAAGAGACUUCCCUGAAGAAAAGAAUGAGCCAGAAGUUCGACAAGAGGCCAUUCAGCAAAUGAAGUAUAUUCUAUGUCAGCUUCCAGCCAGUAACUACAACACACUGCGCCACCUGACAGCGCACUUGUACCGAGUUUCAGAAAGGUUUGAGGACAACAAGAUGAGUGCAAAUAACCUUGGAAUCAUCUUCGGGCCCACACUAAUUCGCCCAGCGCCGGAACAGGACAAACCUAUGACCUGCUUGUUAGAUUCUGGAAACCAAGCCCAAGCUGUGGAGUUCCUCAUCAAUAACUAUGAAAAGAUAUUUGGGAUGGAUGAGCUACCUGCAGCAGGACGUCAAGAAGUGACCGAAGACACGUCUGAGGCCGAAAUGGAUGAGUCAAUGAUAUCUGAGGAUCCUGCGGAGGGCGCUGACUACUGUGCUGAUGUAUCAGAUUUCGAUGGAAAAGAUGGUGAACGAGCCUAUCCAGGAGAAGAAGAAGAUGAUCCGAGCCUCUCCGACAGCUUAACAUAUUCCAGGGCUCACUUUAGUCGUAUGCCCGUGAAGUCUCCGCGUGGUGAACACAUCAAGACAUCAAGUAGCGAUGCUGGAACCGAAGUGUGAGGUUGAGACUUCUUAUCCUGUAGGAAGUUGUACGAAAACCAUGAGGAGAAAACCCAAGUUGGAGAUCUUUUUGAGAAACUUUUCGUUGGCCUUCAUGUAAGGAACAAUCUGGAGUCCUUCUAAAAUAGAUCCAGAUGUAUUUUUUUAAGACUUAUUUCUCAGGUUUACUUGUAAAAUCCAAUACUGAACCUCACACUCUACAUGGAAAUUACCAAAAAAUGAACAACAAAUCGGAGAAACAUGGUGGAAGACCCACCUAAUAAGAUCUUCGAGAAGAGUCUAUGGAGACUUAAAGACUCGUAAGUUGUGAGAUACUGUAUAUUACACAUCCAAGAGUGAUAUAAGAGUAAUAUUUAUAGUCAAAAGAAACUUAUGUUCUUGAAGAGGUGACAACGGGAGGUCUUUCCCUACUGAACAGGACAAUCCUUGUUGUCCUCACUGGAGCUUACAGAUGAUCAUGUUUGUCCUUCUGACCAUUGGGUCAUGGGAUAUGGUUGGCUUGCACAGAACAUAUGAUCGUUAUAUAAGUGUUAAUGUGUCUCCAAUCCAACCAGUGUUCCAAAAUGAUAUCUGGAAAGAUGACAAAUUCCUGUGAAAAAAGGGUAGGAGCUCCACUCAAGGGAUGGUCCUGCAGGACUCCUGCUAAUGGGAACAGUGUUCCAACUGCGGAAAAAGUGCAGGAACUCCGUUCCCAUGCGUUUUUGCAGAACCUGAGCCCUGAAUUUUCCUAUGCAAAUAGGCAUGUGCAUUGUUGGGGGAAUCUAAAUGAGCGUCCAUAUACUGCAGUGUUCCCCACCUUGUGACGCUCCAACUCUAAUCAUGCCCUGACAUCUCAAGGCAUGCUGGGAGUUGCAGUUUUGAAGCACUUGGAGAGCCACAGGUUGGGGGACACACGUUGCAAAACUACAUCUCCAGACAUGCCCGGACAGCCUUUGGCUUUGGCAUGCUAGGAGUUGUAGUCUUGCAACAUGUGGAGGUCCAUAGUUUGGAGACCACCGAUAGAGACAAUGGACAGGGCGGUAGUACUUCUACGGUUCUUUAAAAAUAAAAAUGAAAAAUGAACAAACUUGGCUUUGAUGGAAUGAUAAAAUAAUGGAAUAUUUUUUUUUCUUAUUUAUUUGUGCAAGGAAAUUAGCUUUUGUUGUAUCCUAUUUUAUAUUUUUCUCUAUUGUACAGAGCUGAUGACAUAUGUGAUGUUAUGUAUAAAUAUCUAUAUCUA
Hyla sarda is the source of this 4628-nucleotide messenger RNA. RefSeq names its product GEM interacting protein (gene GMIP). The record is from RefSeq and is a predicted model, not a curated record. The transcript is spliced from 22 exons. Bases 668 to 3409 code for a protein of 913 amino acids. Lineage: Eukaryota; Metazoa; Chordata; Amphibia; Anura; Hylidae. Gene Ontology annotation, cellular component: plasma membrane. Gene Ontology annotation, biological process: activation of GTPase activity; signal transduction; negative regulation of GTPase activity. Gene Ontology annotation, molecular function: GTPase activator activity.